Molecule: messenger RNA, 204 nt
Organism: Bipolaris maydis ATCC 48331
Lineage: Eukaryota; Fungi; Ascomycota; Dothideomycetes; Pleosporales; Pleosporaceae
Source: RefSeq, a predicted model, not a curated record
AUGUUGAGCUCUUGCUUGCAGAACUGCAACCUCGCAGAACUUGUCGAAUAUGGGCAGCGAGGUGCUCGAGUUGCACGAACCACACAGCCUUGUGGUAAUCCCACGUGGUAUGAGGCUAUCCAGAUCCCACCCAAUCCUUUCGAAGAAAUCAGUAGCAAAGUCAUUGUCUGGAACCGAAGUCCAGUGGUCAUUGAGCUUGCUUGA